This is a messenger RNA of Moesziomyces antarcticus, 966 nucleotides long. RefSeq names its product ribosome recycling factor. The transcript has a single exon. The coding region runs from base 1 to 966 and encodes 321 amino acids. Gene Ontology annotation, biological process: translation. The record is from RefSeq and is a predicted model, not a curated record. NCBI's taxonomy places the organism in Eukaryota, Fungi, Basidiomycota, Ustilaginomycetes, Ustilaginales, Ustilaginaceae. Gene Ontology annotation, cellular component: mitochondrion. Gene Ontology annotation, molecular function: ribosomal large subunit binding.
AUGUCUGCCGCUCCUUUCGUUCAGCGUGCCGCGAGAAUGCUUCCGACCCUGCGCUCGGUCGCCUCCACAUCGCGCGCCCGAACGAUCUCGACCGCAGUCCUGCGCCAGCCGCUCGCAAUGCCACUGUCCAGGCCGGCUGCGUGUGCAAGUGCGCUCGACGUGCAGCGCAGGUACAAGUCGAAGCGCUCGUCGGCGCAGUACAUUGAUCCGCAUGCAGCGGAGGACGACGAUGUGCCCGUGAUGAAGACCAAGGGCAAGGGCGGCAAGGCGAACCGAGGUGGGCAGUCGCGUUCGAAGCGCGGCGAUGACGACGCGCCGUCGGAUGCCGAGUACAAGACGUCGACUCGCAACCAGGAUCUGCCGGAGGAAGCGUUCGACUUUGGCACCAUCACGCAAAACAUGACGCGCGCCGUUGAGCGUUGUCGUACCACCGCCUCGACGCUCGUCGGAUCGUUUGGACGCGCCGAUCCUGCGCUGCUGGACAAUGUCAAGGUCGAGUAUCCAGGCACGGGGUCGUCGUCUCGAUCGCUGCAUCCGCUGCGCGAGUUUGCCACCGUGGGUGUGCGCGACGGUGCGCUCAUCGUAACCGCCUUUGAUGCGGAUAUGGUCAAGCACAUCGAGCGCGCCAUCUACGCCGCCGAUUUGGGACUCACACCGCAGACGCAGCCACACACCAACCCGGGCGACGAGAAUGUGCUGCGCGUCGCUGUGCCCCAGCCCACCACCGAAUCGCGCCAGGCCAUGGUCAAGGACCUCACGCGCAUCUGCGAACAUGCCCGCGUCAGCAUCCGCGACGCCCGCCACCGAGCGCUCAAACAGAUCAAGUCCGACAUCGACCGCAAGGUCGUCGGCAAAAACGAGGGCGACAAGGAAUCCAAGAAGCUCGAGGCGGAAACCAAAAAGAUCGGCGCACAGGUCGACCAGCUCUUUGAAAAGAUGAAGCAGUCGCUCCUCGCCGCCAACUAA